Molecule: messenger RNA, 1515 nt
Organism: Bipolaris oryzae ATCC 44560
Lineage: Eukaryota; Fungi; Ascomycota; Dothideomycetes; Pleosporales; Pleosporaceae
Exons: 10
Coding region: 1-1515 (504 amino acids)
Molecular function (GO): heme binding; iron ion binding; monooxygenase activity
Source: RefSeq, a predicted model, not a curated record
AUGUCUGCUGAAGCUUCUUCCCCGGUGCUGGUGCAGAUUCUCUCGCAGCCAUGGGCAAUCUUUGGGAUCGUAAUCACCUUGGCUGUUAUCAAACAUGUCUACGACAGCAGGAAGUCACCGGACGUCCCGGGGAUCGGCUAUGGCUCUUUCCCAAUGCUUCGUCAAUGGAGAGGUGCAAUCAGUUUUAUGCUGGACCCAGCCAAGCACAUGAUUGAAGGCUGCAACAAAUACGGCAAAUCAUAUUUCAAGGUGUCAACUCUCCAGGAUGAGUACCUCGUAGUUUCACAGAAGGAAAAAAUACAAGAGUACCUCGCAGCGUCCGACGAUGUGCUAAACGCCCAGGAUUCUUUUAAUGAUGCAUUUCAGAUUCCGUGGACAAUGGGUUGGGGUGUCGCACAUCGAGCAUAUCAUGUCCCCCUAGUUCGCGUUAAUCUAACACAGAAUAUUUCUCGCAAUGUUCCGGGCAUGAUGCAACAAGUCGAAGAAGGGCUUCAGCAAGGUUUUGGCGAUCCAGAAGACUGGGUUGAGGUCCCCCUAUAUGACACCAUUGCCAAAAUUGUCGCAAAAGUCAGCAAUCGAGCUUUUAGUGGGAUGCAAUUAUGCCAAAACGAAGAGCACUUGCAGAAUGUAAUGGAUUAUGCCCAAGCUGUUGUCCUAUCAGCAGAGCUCAUCAGGCCAUUUCCCAACUGGUUGAAGCCGUUUCUGGUCAAGUUCACGCCUAUCGGGUCCCGCAAGAGGCGCGCAAUGCAGAUCAUGGGACCCAUUGUCCAGGAGCGUUUAACUAAGGAUUACAAAGAAGGCGAGAAGCCGGAUGACAUGAUCCAAUGGCUCGUAGAUGCCGCGCCUCCGGUCGAGCGGACCGUUCCGCAGAUCGUCGAGCGUAUCAUGGCCUUGAAUGUUGCGUCCAUUCACACUACAACUAUGACUCUGACAUCAGCCUUAUACACUCUCGGGGCAGAAUGGGAAAAGUACACUCAGCCACUACGAGAUGAGGUACGGCAAUACUGCGAAGACAACGAAAUCACAAAGCAAACGCUCGGAAAAUUGGUCAAGAUGGACAGCUUCCUUCGCGAAAGCGGACGUUACAACAAUACGGGACUAACGAACCUCAUUCGCAAUGCCCGCAAAGAGUUCCGCUUCAAAGAUGGAACUAUCGUACCUCCUGGUGCCAUUAUCACAGCGCCGCCCCUUCAUCUGCAUCGCAGCGAAGAGUUCUACACUAAUCCUCAAGUUUUUGACGGCUUCCGAUUUAGCCGCUUAAAGGAGGAAUCACAAGGACCAACGAAGCACCAAAUGGUCAGCACAGACAUUGAAUAUCUCCUUUUUGGCCACGGAAAGCAUGCUUGUCCGGGACGCUUUUUCGCAGUCAAUGAGAUGAAGUUGAUUUUUGCGAAGUUACUUCAACAGUAUGAUUUAAAGCUCAUCCCUGGGACAGCACCCAAAGCUAUGUUUAUAGGUACCAUGGCGGUCCCAGAAACUAAAUUAAACGUAUUACUGCGUAAGUGUUACAAGUAA